This is a messenger RNA of Arvicanthis niloticus (Nile rat), 860 nucleotides long. Its product is annotated as testis-expressed protein 13C-1-like. Gene Ontology annotation, molecular function: mRNA binding. The record is from RefSeq and is a predicted model, not a curated record. Lineage: Eukaryota; Metazoa; Chordata; Mammalia; Rodentia; Muridae.
AGUGUAAAGAGGGGGAGGAAGAAGGGAGGCGCUAGGACCUAGGACUGGACAAGGCGGGGAGUUGACGGGUGAGCCCAUUGCAGUCCACUACUUAGAGCAGGUUUGAUUAUGGCCGUGGACAUUGAUGACCCCAAGAGUGGUUUCCGCCACUGCGAAGUGGUCCUGUUCAUCAAUGAAGAGGUGACAAGAAACGGAGGUGGCCCUGGCUUCUACCUGACCUUCCGUUCACGGCCCUGGAAGGAUAUAGAAGAUGGCCUGAAGUCUGUCGUUGUUGAUACCCAUGUACCGCGUUCCAUCAAGAGGGCCUGUGCCUGGAGUGCUCUGGCCCUAGGAGUGAGGGUGGCUGUGAGGCAACGAGAAAAGCAGUUACGCCGUGUGCAGCAGCUACACGAUCAGGUAGAAGAGCAUGAGGCAGCCACCUGGACUUUGGCCACAGACCUGCAACGGCUGCGUGAGGAACGUGAUGAAGUGGUCUCUGAGCUUCGCAGUGCAAAAGACAACCUGAAGCAGGUGAUACUAGAACGCGAUAUGUUACAAAGGAGGCUAGUAGAGUUCGAGCUGUCACAGCAACUCCUCGCCGAGUACCAAGAUGCUGAUUAUCCGGGUAUUCCACCAAGGCCUCUAAAUGUCAAAGAAAAUAGAGAGGCUCUUGACGCGGGCUUGCAGAAUGGGCAGUGUGCAGUGUCCCAGAAGAAAGCCCAGCUGGCAUCUCUAACAGUUCUAGAUACUUUGCAUGAGGCUGAAGAAUUCCCAGCUUCCAAUGUGUGAAUCUUCGUGAAAUGACUUUCAAAACCAAUCUCCGCCUCAGUAAAAUCUCAGCUACUUGCUGCUACAAAAAAAAAAAAAAAAAAAAAAAAAAA